Pimephales promelas (fathead minnow) is the source of this 3114-nucleotide messenger RNA. RefSeq names its product secretory carrier membrane protein 1 (gene scamp1). Gene Ontology annotation, cellular component: recycling endosome membrane; trans-Golgi network membrane. NCBI's taxonomy places the organism in Eukaryota, Metazoa, Chordata, Actinopteri, Cypriniformes, Leuciscidae. The record is from RefSeq and is a predicted model, not a curated record. Gene Ontology annotation, biological process: protein transport.
UCAUUUCCGGUUCUGCCAUUUUGCGGUUGCGGAUCAGUCUCGAGCUGCUGGUGCGUUUCUUACCGAAUAUCUUUCAUUUAGUCUAACAUUUUAGACCAAUUCAACCGGGAAAAUGUCAGAUUUUGAUAGCAACCCCUUCGCGGACCCGGACUUCAGCAACCCGUUUCAGGACCCAUCAGUGACACAAGUAACACGGACUGUCCCACCUGGAGGCCUGGAGGAGUAUAACCCUUUCACAGACUCCAAGCCGGUUCCUCCAGGCUCCGCCCCUAAAUCAGUCCCGCCCACAACCAACACACAGCCGGCCAUCAUGAAACCCACUGAAGAACCGCCAGCUUACACUCAGCCUCAGCAGACACAGGAUCAGGCACGAGCCCAGGCGGAGUUAUUGAGGAGACAGGAGGAGCUGGAGAGAAAAGCAGCUGAGCUGGACCGCAGGGAGAGAGAGAUGCAAACUCUCAACGCGUCAGGAGGGAGGAAAAACAACUGGCCGCCUCUUCCAGAGAAGUUUCCUGUGGGUCAGUGUUUCUAUCAUGACAUUUCGGUGGACAUACCCGUGGAGUUCCAGAAAACCGUCAAGAUCAUGUACUAUCUCUGGAUGUUCCACACGGGGACGCUGUUUGCAAAUAUAUUUGGCUGUUUGUCGUGGUUCUGUGUAGAUGCGUCGAGGGGAGUGGAUUUUGGUCUGGCUAUGCUUUGGUUUAUGCUGUUUACACCCUGUUCAUUUGUCUGCUGGUACAGACCCCUGUAUGGAGCGUUCAGGAGUGACAGUUCUUUUAGGUUCUUUGUGUUCUUCUUCGUCUAUAUCUGCCAGUUUGGUGUCCAUGUGCUGCAAGCCAUUGGCAUUGCAGGUUGGGGAGCCAGUGGCUGGAUCUCUGCGCUGACCUGUCUGAACACGAGUAUUCCCGUCGGCAUCAUCAUGAUCCUGAUUGCCGCCCUCUUCACUGCGUCGGCUGUCAUGUCUCUCAUCAUGUUUAAAAAGGUCCAUGCGAUGUACCGAACCACCGGCGCCAGUUUCGAGAAGGCGCAGCAGGAGUUCGCCACCGGCGUCAUGGCCAACAAGACGGUGCAGACCGCCGCCGCUAACGCCGCCUCCUCUGCAGCCCGGGGAGCCUUCAAAGAGCAGAUCUGAUUGGUUCAGAGAACUUCGAGACCAUCCGUGAUACUCUAACCCCGCCCUCCUUAUUCCUCCUAAUGUCCUUACAGCCAUUCGUCAGCUCUAACUGGCUGCUCAAGACCACACCCACUCUCAUUGACUUAAUGCACUCCUGUGACUGACUGAGGCCCCGCCCACAGCCCCUCCCCUCCUGUUCUUUAGCUGGAGUGUGUGUGUGUGUAUGUGUGGAGCGCCUGUCUGCUCUCAAACGUGUGUAAACAGCCUAAAAAGAGUCACUUUAUAUGUUCACAUCACUGUUGGGUGUUCUGUUUGUUCGUUAAACAACAGGAAGUGAUGUCAUCAAAUGUCCUUUUAUGGGAUCCAAGGAAAAAAAAGAAUGAUUAUGCCCUAGCAGGUCUGUCUUACCGUCGUAAAAUGAGCGCUCACACAGUCAUGCAAGUCCAGGUCGCAAUUAAUCAGAAAAUCAAGAGAAAAAAAUUGGAAAUUACGUCCAUUUAAGGUGACAAUUAAACAUUUAAAUACCCAUUUCGAAAAAAAAAUAAAAAAUAGUUUUGCAUAAUUGUCGCGGAAAUAAUGUAAACUAUUUUUUUCUCGCUUUACUUUGGAUUUUGGGCUGAUAUGACCUUUUCUUAGCGAGAUUCUCCCAUCUAUCCUGCAAAUGAGCCAUCAGUACACGAAGACGCCCUUCAGAUGUGACCGUAAACGCUCCACACGCAACUCAGAGGGUCUCUUCACCUGUAAAUAUAUAAAUAUAUAUAUAUAAGCAAACCUGUAUGAUGACAUAAAGUAUUGACUGAUUUUAACCAUAUGAAUGAAUCUGAGGCUUUCUGGUUUCUUUUUUUUUUUCUAAUAGAGUUGUUUUGGAAUGGAAACUAAUUCUUAAAAGCGUGAACCACUCAGGAUACGUUCCUGCACAUGCAUGGGAAGCUUGCCGGGCCGAGGAGCAUCACCUCUCCCAGUCUAACAUGCAUUGGGAUAAACUGGAAAACACUUUUAAAAAUCACGCCCCCAAACCGCAUCUCGCUAACGACACGUCACAUUUAUGCUGCAGAUGUGUGUAAGACUGUGCCGCGCUGGGCCGUCCCGAGGUUGGAUCCUUAAUCGUUGUUCUGAAUCAUGCUGUCAUUUGUCUGCGUAGAGUUUGUUUUCGUCUCCUUCUUUUUUUAUUGAACCUUGUAGCCUUGGUUACUGUCACCAAGAGACAGCCAAGUUUUGCGAUUAUGGGAAAUGCAUCAAGAUGGAAAUUAAUCUUGAUCUUAACCUUUUAGCAACUCUGUGUGUGUGUGUGUGUGUGAACAAACUGUAUGUUCAUCACCUGUUUUCAGUAUUGAGUUUGCAUCCGCCUUGGUUUGAAGUCCGACACAUUUUGCUUAAUAAUCUGUAACUUAUGAAGGAAUAGUCCACCGAAAAUGGCUCACGGGUGAACUAUUCCUUUUUUUCCCUUCUUAAUAUGUCCCUUAUUUUGUUAUCUUAUUGUGUGUGUGUCAUAUUUGAAUCUUUAUUUCACUCAUGUACGGUUCUCCGAGUACGUGCGAGUUACUGCAAGUCGUUUUCCUUUUAUAUACAUUUCAACAAAUGGCACCUGAAUGUUCCUCUCUUUUGGUUUGUUUUGAAAUGCUUUCAUUAAAAACCGGAAAAAACCACAAGAAUCUGUUUGGAGCGACGUGACCUCUUGUGUGUGAUGCAAUGGAUCGUGGCUUUAAGCUGUCUUUUUUAAAUUAGUGAUGUUAGCUAACUUAGUUGAAACACUGAUACGUGAGAUGAAUCGAAGAAAACCCAUCACGUGUUGUACUACUGCUACUCUGACAUUAUUUAAAACAGACUCGAGGGAUAUUUGUAUAUUUUCUAUUUCUAAAGGAAUGGUGGCUUGUCGUCCUGAAUUUCAUUGUACUGUACAAAUGCACUCCUGUCUCGCUCCCUUAGUCGCAUGUUGAGUAGUUUGAGUUUUGUAUAUUUAUUGUAUUAACACAAAAAUAAAAUCAAAAACAACUACAUAA